AUGGUUAAAUGUGGAGCUUGUUGUAAAUUCCUUUCUACGGCAGAGGCCGUUAAAUGCGGACAAUGUCCAGUAUUAUAUCAUCGAGCUUGUGUUGGAGUCUCUGACCGCUCUAAGAUCCAUGAACGCUGGCAAUGUCCAGAGUGUAAAAAGACUGUGCCAAAGGGAAACAACUCUUCUACUCUAGUUAGGGGCAUGGUUGCCAAGAGUGAAAUUUUAAAUCCUACAAUCUCCGGAACAAGCAGUGACUCAGAAAAAACUGCAACUAGCUCCCCUGAGUCUUUUCAUCGGGAACUGAUUCCAGAAAUUCGACUUUUCAGGGAGGAAUUAUGUAGGGUUAGGGAGGAGCUCAAAGACUUUCAGAGGGAUAUGGUUGAAAUACGGGAAUCUUUAGUGAUGAGUAAUAAGAGAAUGGAUGAAAUGGAGAGCAGGAUUAGUAUUCUAGAACAGAAGACUCAAAGCAACAGUAACAGUCGCGAAAUACAUAUAGGUACUGCUACCGAAGACUAA
Molecule: messenger RNA, 507 nt
Organism: Parnassius apollo (apollo)
Lineage: Eukaryota; Metazoa; Arthropoda; Insecta; Lepidoptera; Papilionidae
Source: the annotation of a GenBank genome assembly